GGCGGGAGCCGAGCCCAGCUAUGAAUGGUUGAAAUACCACAGCCAAGAAGGUCGAUCUUGAGGAAUUUACUUGCGUGGUGUGGUGAGGAAGAAGCUGGUAGGAAUCAUGUGCUACUAUAACACAGCCUGUCUUUAAAGUCACCUUGUAAUGAAAGAAAAUGCAGCUGACCGUGACAUUUCUAUGGAAGGACCUAACGAUUUGUUCGUAGGCAACUGCGAUGGUACAGGAGAGUCCCAGACAAAUGAUCAGGUUUUCCAGAAGUUGCUACUCAAAGUACAUGUUACUGUUUUUCCUCUGUGAAAGCAUCUAACGUGCAUGGAUUCCAGGGAUCCAUUGUUUGGCCAGAGUGACUCUCCUGCUGCCUUGCCCAUCACAGUCCACCUCUUAGGCAGUUCUGCAUCCUCGGCUGUGCCGGCACGGCCACCCCAGCCACGGGCUCCCUCUGCAGAGGAGUUCCAGCUGGCAGACCAAACCAGGCAGCCUCUCUGUGAGCUGCAGCCCCCAGGAGGGCCCAGUGCACCCAUGAUGAUUGUUGCCAGCCAGUCAGAAAAUGGACAGGUGCUGCAUGUCAUUCCUUCUGCUCAGCCUGGAGUGACCCAAGUGAUUAUUCCUCAAGGUCGGCUUCUGGAUGUGACCAGCACACAGGAUGCUUCGGAAGAGAACUGUGGUGAUGGGAACCUGCAGACUGUGGUGGUGGCUGCUAUAGCAGACAGUGCAAGCAGUUACAUUCUACAUCCACAGGCAUCUCUCACUGUAUCAAAAAAAACAACCACCAGGGUAGUGGAAGAUCCUUUUCACAUCCCUCACCAGCCUUUGCCACUAAAUACUCCUGCAUGGGCACGCUGUCUCAGGAACUGUGAGAAAAUUGGGGACUCGUACCGCGGCUAUUGUGUGAGUGAGACAGAAUUAGAGAGUGUUCUAACGCUACACAAGCAGCAAACACAAAGUGUGUGGGGGACACGCCAGUCUCCAAGCCCAGCCAAACCCGCCACACGGUUGAUGUGGAAAUCUCAGUAUGUCCCAUAUGAUGGGAUCCCCUUUGUCAAUGCAGGAAGCAGAGCCAUUGUAAUGGAGUGUCAGUAUGGGCCAAGGAGGAAAGGUUUCCAGCCCAAAAAAGCUGGUGAGCAGGAAAGCACCUCUGGCCAUCUGUACAAAGCCACUUGUCCAGCAAGAAUCUAUAUUAAAAAGGUUCAGAAGUUUCCAGAAUACAGGGUUCCUACUGAUCCUAAAAUUGACAAGAAAAUCAUAAGAAUGGAGCAGGAGAAAGCAUUCAACAUUCUGAAGAAGAACUUGAUAGAUGCUGGUGGUAUCCUCAGGUGGUAUGUACAGUUACCUACUCAGCAAGCCCACCAAUACCAUGAAAUGGAAACAUCCUGCCUCCCUCCUUCACCCUCUCAUUUUCCUGUGUCUUCUCCUGAGGAGGAGGAAGAGGUUGUUAGAGAUGAGAACUGUGCUCUGCCUUCUCGACUUCAUCCUCAAGUGGCAGACAAGAUCCGAGAACUGGUGUCUCAGGGAAUAGAGCAGGUCUAUGCAGUGAGGAAGCAACUAAGAAAGUAUGUGGAAAGAGAGUUAUUCACGCCUGAUGAAGUGCCAGAAAGACAUAAUCUGUCCUUCUUCCCCACCGUGAAUGACAUCAAGAACCACAUUCACGAAGUACAGAAGUCUCUAAGGAAUGGAGAGAUGGUGUAUAAUUCAGAAAGUAUCCCAGCAAUGCUGCAAUGGACCACAGACAGUGGGAAUGUCCUCACAGAAACAGUGACUGUUACGUUUGCCUCACCACCUUCAGAGGGGAGCUCAGGGGGUGAGUCAGUCAUCACCAAAGCAGAAUCCAGCCAGAGUGGGGAGUCCUUGCCGCCAGAAACAGCCCAGCUGUUGUCUUCACUCUCUUCACUUCAGCCCAAGAUAUUUGCACAACUUCAGGGAUUACAGCUGCAGUCAGCAUUUACCUCCACAAAUGGAUCAACAGCCCUGAUAGCUGUAAAUAACCAUUCCCCUCCCAGCCCUGCAAGUCUCCUGGAUUCCCUAGGGAGUGCAAUAACCAGCCAUUCUGUAACACUUAGUCAGGGCCACAGCCUGCAAGCAGGUGCUGGCCUAACACAGCAUGGUGCUGCUGCCUCUGCUUUUGGGACUCCACCUGGCUCUGAUCAAAGUCUGGCCGCCAUGGGCCAGUUGGUACCAGCUGGAGGUGUAAAUGACUCCAGAAGCCUGGAAGGAGUCCAUCAGAUUCUCUUGGGAGAUGUACAGACUACUCCAGUUCAGAUUGUGGACAACCAUCCAGCACUUACUGAAGAAAAUACGGAGGGUAUUACCUGUGUGAGCCAAGUUAAACAAGAGCCAAGAGAAAAAGCGUUGUCUAUGGAGCCAGAUAAAAUCAGAGACUGCCAUAGUUCCUCACCAUAGUUCUUCACCUUCACCUGUGAAGCCUGGAAGGAUUUUUCGAAUUGGAGAACUCUAAUGUCUUGGAAGGAAAGGCAGGUGCUCUCAAAGUCCUGCCGUUCUUUUUCAAUUGUAUUGUGACAUUCAGACUAAGCAUACUUUAGAGUUGUUUUGACAGAAAGCUGUUUUGAUUUGACUGAUGUGGCUCACUGCCAAUUCCAGGUCAUUCAGUUGCCCUGUGGAACACCACCUCUCUCUUCUGUUUCAAGCUUUGAGUAAUCUAGGUGCUAUCCAAAUGGCCCAUUUUGGUUAAUGUUUCUGAAGGUCUUCCACAGUUUAAUUCCUUAGCUUUAGAGUGUGGAUCACAAUGCUGGGUUUGCUUUUUCUCCUUGAGACCCUCGACUGUUGUUGCACUACAGAGACCAUAGAAUCUGUCAGCUCCAAGAUCACAGAAUCCAAUGGCAAAGUUGAUCAGUAUGGCAAUGGUUUUGUGACAAAAUGAAGGUCCAGGAUGCUAAACUGCAAAGUGAUAAAGAACUGGAUGCUUAAGAAAAUGCAACUUUGGCCUGAUCAUAAUGUUAAUGGUGUGAAGAUCAAGGAGAGGAGAAAGGAAAACAAAGCUUUUCUUCCCAACUGAAUUAACUUGCUGCUCUCCUCAUCCAUCUGACUGCAGCUCUGUCUACCUUAAGCAUACUCAGUAUCCAGCCAAAUGUCUCUUUCUUCACACUUACUAAGGCUUCCACAGAAACCCCAUCCCUUGGGUCCUCCAAUCUCAAUGUUUCGCUGCUGGACUGUUGAAGCAGCUGCUGAGUUCUCUGCACAAGUAAAUAGUGGUGAGAUUUGCCCCUGUCAGUUUUUCUUCCUGUUUCCCCAGAAUCCUACAUCCAUAUGUUCCUUUUAAUUCCAUUAAUUUUUUUUCUUGCUUGCUCUGGGGGUCAUCAUCAUUACCUGGAUGAAUAUCGGGGGGCCACAUUUCACAGGACAUCAUUACAUUCACAGCAACUGAAAGAUUUCAUAAAACAAGGAGGGAAAGGGUGGUUUCUGCCAGCUGUUAGGGCUGGGCUCUUUCAUACCGCUUGAAUUCCUGAUUCUGGCUGUGGAUAGUAGCUGCCUGUUAACUUGUCUGUCUGUUGGCAAACUUACAAUUUUCUCCCUUAAGCCUAUCCAAGCAGAUAUGUUCUCAGAUGUCUAGGCAGGAAGAAUCUGUUCCAUUAGGGAUAGAAGCUGAGGAUGGUGCCAUGAAAAGUUACUGCUCUUCACAGAUCUCUGAUGAGAAAAUUGUCUUUGAUCUGCCCUGCCCUUCUGAACAAAGCUUUCUUAGGAAUAGACUUCAGAGCCUAUGCCAUCAGUAACAAUUAUCUUCUCCCAGCAACAGUGCACCUCAUUAAUGAAUGAAACAAGCAUUAUGUAAAACAGGCUGUGUUGAUUUUUUAGGUCAGAAGCUAUCCAGGUGGUUUAUCCAACAGCAGCAACUAAGGUAUGAUUUGAGGGGAAAGCAAAAAUCUCGUCACGUAACAGGAGCGUAUGUGCAUGCAUUUGGGUUUUUUCCAAUGUAAGCUCUUACAUCUAAUAUCUCAUUCCAUUUCUAAUGCACAUGACAAAUGACAUGUUUAUUUUCUGGAGGGAUUUGAUGUGUUUUCUGGAGAAACUUCAAAGGAGUGAUCAUAAAUAGUACUGCUGUAUUAUACGAAGUAUUAGUGUGUUUGUCAUCUAGGACCCCAUCCUAUACAGAAGGGGGUUUAAAAGCAUGGAAAGCUUUCUAAGUACAAAUACUGAGUGUCCUUGUCCUGAGGAGUCUUCCCUGGACAGAAGAAUAGGAGCUGUAGGAGUUUUUCUCAUCAGUAGUCUGUUAGCCUCUGCUAGAUAGAAGAACUUUGCAAAAAGCGUGUAUAUGAUAGCCUCUUUAUGGAAGUUACCUUUGGAUACUUAGUAGUUUUGAAUUAUAUAUGCAUACAGGAUUGUAUGUAUCUUAAAAAAAAUAAAAUGCAGACAGAACUAUAAUUGUUUGCAUGUAAUUCUUUAAUACAUCUUUAAUUACACCUAGCUGUGGUUAAAUGAUGCAGAUAUUUUAGGGCACAUGUAAUCAGAUGUGGAUAAUUGGAAUUCAUGUUUUUACUACAGCCAUCCUUAGCUCUCUGCAGCACAGCUCAGUUGGUCAUUUGGCAUGUACUGGCUUCUGUUAAUGACAUUCUGCCUGUUUAAACAAGACCAUGCUGUUCUAAGCAAAUUAAAUUUGUCUCUCUUCCCGAUCUUUUUUUCUAAUAGGGAUUUAUAAGGCUCAUCAGAGGAUGAAAAUCUGUUUGUCAUAUAGUGCUUUCAUAAGAGUUGAUUUCUGGGUCCUCACUGUGAAGGAGCUAGAGAGCUAUUUGAUCUGCCAUUUGGACAUUUUUCUAAUGUACUUGGAUUGCUAUAGCAGGACAGUGUCACUACAGCAUAAAUUACCACUAAAAUACUGUUAAAAUUUUAGCUCUGUCCUUUGUUGAAAUGUUGAUAGUGGCUUCAGGAAGGAUCACAGAUUUGCUUCUGCAUUUUGCAGAACAGUCUUUGUCUCUAGAUACUAUUUAAAAUGUAAUUAGCUGUGGCAGUCAAAUGGCAGUAAGAGGGCCAGGAACAGAGGUGCGUAUUGGCAGAUCAGUAAGAGAAAGAGAGAAGUUCAGUUCCAGUGUCCUCAUGCCAGACUAACAUUCUCUGUGCUAGUCCUGAAUGCACCUUCAGAAACAAUGAUUUGUCUUUGUGUGCUGACAUAGCUGUUCUUGCCCACUCAAGAAGUUCUACAAGCCUGCAAGAGACAUGGAGAGCAUGAAGAAGGUGUGUAAGAUUUUUAUGAGAGGACCAGCAUGAAUGGAACAGAGGAGAUUAAAGUUUGAUGGCAUAACUUCUAUUUAACCCACAUUCUUUGGUGGGAGGAAGAGGAUUUUUCAAUAGAGAAUAAAAGUAAAUCUUCCUUUUCAGAAAUAUUAGUAUUACUGUGUCUCUGAUCUGCUUGACAAGAUGCCCAGCAUUUGGACAGGCCUCAAUGUUUAUGUUUUUAUGAGUAUGUACCAAUAUGCUAAUGAAUACUCAUCCAUGCAUUGCCAUCUUUGCAAGUCAUAGUGAAAUUGUAGGCCAGUGGCACCUCCUAAUCUUUUUAUUGUCUGUGUACAUUUUCUUAAAGUAAAUGAAAGCUUGUUUAAUAAAGAAGCAGUGUAGAGCUUUUGUCUGAAGUCUUUUCAGAUAUAUGUUUUUUACAGAUUAAGCUUUAACUUUAAAUGAAUAAUGUUAUAUACUUCUAGCCCUGAAAUAACCUAAAAUAACCUAAGCCUUUUUAAUUGUUUUUUUCUUUUUAUCCAGAACAUGAAACAUUCCAAACUGCACCUCAAAACUGCCAUGUUCAGAGCCUGAAAGGUUUGGCACUUUUCUUCCUCUGUAGGUGAUCUUCCAUCUGUACUAUAAUUAUCACUGUGUUCAGUGUCUUCAACAAAAAAAGAUCACCAGUUACAGAAUGAAACUUGCACAACAGAAGGGGUGGAGUGGGAAACGGGCAUGACACCAGAAUCCACACUUAUGACUUCUCCCAUCACAUGAGGGCACUUUUUUGUUUGCGUAAUGUACCUGGUCACUUGGCAGCAUGUCAGGAACAAUAUCUGCAAACUGUAAUUUGUUUAUUAACAUCCAUGGCACAUCAGUUCUAGCUGUGGCAAAUUUUCUUUGUGCAUGGAAUUUGCAUUGGUUCAUUGGUGUCAAAAAUGGUCAGAUCUUGUGAACCGAGUCUUCGGUUGUGAAUUUAAUCUUAGUCUGAGCUAUGGACGAAUUCUGAGGCUAUGCCCCCUGUGUUCUGCAGUGCUUGUUGAGCAGAAGACAAACCUUCUGGCUCCCAGGAACAGCUGCACUUGUCUUGUCUUUCUGCCUGAUGCAAAGCUGCUCAUAUUAAUCUUUUGAAGGAUGGCUCAUGGAAUUCUGCUUUCCAGCUUAAGGGAAGAUAAAGGUCUCUGUAUAUGAAAACUUGAUGGACAAUGUACACAGAGAGAUGAGAGCACCUGUGACAGUCACCCUCAAGCAUACUGUAAUUUAGGAAUGGGAGCUUAUAGGAGGAAUAAGCAACUGAAGAAUAUAGUGGGAAAAGUAGGCAUUCUUGCUCUUUAUAUAGUACCACCCUUACACAAUAUGUUUCCUUAAACAUCUUGAGAAAUACUGGCCAGCAGUGGGAGGAAAACUAAUCUCAAUUUCUCCCCACCCCCAACUUUGAGUUUAACAGUGCUUUUGCAAAUUAAUCACAAGUUUGGCCUCGAAAUCUCUCCUAGAUCUAAUUCAGUUUUGCUUUGUCAGGUUGCUGUUAAGUUACGUAAAUUUAACUUUUUCUCACAGCUAUUCUCUUAAAGCUAAAAUUAAAUGGGAGAGAGAAUUGGAAAUUAAUUAUUUAUGUUUAUUACAGAUGACACUUUUCAGUUUUCUGAAGUGUGCAGGUGUUUCUUCCUUGGCUUCCACUUUUCUCUCUUAUUUCACUAUGUUUUGGAUGUUUUCUCAGGUUCACUUACCUCUGAGAGUACUCCAGAUAACUGUCAAGAGACCAGAGCACAGAACAGAAGAGGAAGGGAAGCUUGCAACAAGCUGCUUACAGGAGAUAGAAAGCUCUCAAAGUUACAGCUGAAGAUUGCAUUUUCUUCUGGCUGAAAUGGCUCACUGUAUAUGGUAAAUGUUUUUUUUAAUAUACAACUUCUUAGUCAUUGAUUUUGUUAUUAUUUAUUCUCUAAGCUAACAUCUAAUAAAAGCUAGAAGGGUAAUCAUGUAUGUUUGCUUUUAUCUUCAGUGCAAUAGUUAUCUUCUGAAUGCAAGCUGGUCUGAUAACUCCAUGUUCUUGACUGUUGACAAAACUAAAAGUUACCACAUCUGAGGUGUUUUGUACAUGGAAGGAGAUGGAGAAAGUGGGAACUUUCUUAACCUUCUUACUUCUACUGAGAACAGAUGAUCUGUGGAAAGAGGGCUUUACCAGUUUUAAAUCAAUAUCUUCACAAUAAUUUGGUGGGUGUACAGGUUUUUCAUGUCAGGUGCUGGCGCAUGUCUAACUUUGUAUGUGAUACAAGCCAUAAAAUUACCUCUUGCUGGCCUACCCAUAUUGGGGUUUUUUGUGUCCUAUCACUGUACUCAUACUUGGUGCUUUUUGGGAGUGGGGGAAUUGUUUUAGAUGUUCUCAUUUUUCGCUUUUCUGCCUUUCUCCUAUUGCUUCUUUCUCCUCUCUAGAGCAGUGUAGAAACAAAUUUCUCAUUUUAAAAAACUGUGCUAUCCUCAGUUUCCCAUGUUUGGGGAUAAAUUUCCUCUCUACCUUACUGUGCUGGAGGUUGAUUCCUUACAUGACUGAAAUGUAAGAUGCCAUUAUGUUUUGCUUAAGGAGGGGGAGAUACUGGGGUGAGUUCCGCUGCCCCCUUCACUCCAGAAGUUCUCACAGGAAGCACCUGCCACAGGUUCUGCUUCUGCAUCUCCACGCAGGCCAGCACAACUGCAGAGCUGUGCUGAUGAGAGCACUGUUGUGCACUGUGUGCACCAGCACGUUAUCAGUACAAAGAACCGUCCGUCUCCCCCUGUUCUGAAUCCAGAUCAGUCUGAGGGUCUGGCCCACUGUGCCCCCACAAAUGACUCUUUGAGCACAGCUUGAAAGAGAGCAGAGGAGAGGGUGAGGAAGUUCUUAAUCUCCAGCUUGUAGUUUGUGCUUCUGUAUUGGGUGCAGGUGCCCAGGUGCGGGUGUCUCUAUGCAGGACACAGCUGGUUCCAGACAGCUCUGCAAUGGACCCACCGUGGGGCACAGCUGAGCACAUUGGUGAAGCUGCUGGCACCUCUGUGGAAGUGUAUUUAAGACAGGGCAAAAUGCUGCAUGGCAGAGAGGAACGAGGAAGAAGGUGAGAAAAACAGUCCUCUGAACACCAAGGUCAGAGAAGGAGAGGGAAAAAUUGCUUCAGGUGCUGGAGUGUGCAUUUCCCUGCAGACCAUGGAGGAUCACAUGCCAGAGCAGGUGGAGAUUUUUCUGAAGGAACUGCAGUCCAUGGAGAGGAGCCAUGCCAGAGCAGGACUCCAGCCUGUGGAGAGGACCCAUGAUGGAACAAGGGAAAAGUGUGAAGAUGGAGUGAUAGUAAGGAGCUGUUACAGACUGACUGCAACUUCCCCAUUCCACUUUGCCCUGUGCUGCUUUGGACAGAUGGAGGCAAAGAAGUUGGGGGUUGAAAAUGUGAAGUUGAGUCUGAGGAAAGAGGGGAGCAUGAAGGGAAGGUGCUGAUUUAAUUUGCAUUUGUUUCUCGCUGAUUUAAUCUAUUUUAAUUGACAAAUUAUUUUUCCUCACAUUGAAUCAAAUAUUGAAAUUUACAUCUGGACUCAGUGGAAAAUGCUUACUGAUUUCUGUUUGAUCACUGCAGGUCACUUUUGCUUUGCAUUUUUUAAGUAAGACAAUUCUUAAGGAUUUUAAGGAUUCAUUCUGUGUGUAGGAAGGAGUGUAACUUGUUUGAAUCAGAAGUUGCAUUUCUGGAUGUAUUCUGGUUAGGCCUUUCAAGUUCUGCUGGUUCACCUCUUCACUAGAGUAAAGCUCAGAUGGAGAAUUAACUCAGGAACAGGUCCAAUCCGUUACAUUUCAGCUGGAAAAGAAUACCAGCCAUAUUUUUACAGGUUUGAGCAUGGAAGAAUCAUUCUGAGGAGAGGAUGCUACAUCAUGGAUUCUACUUUAUGGUAACUUUGGUAGUGCUGUUCUUACAGAUGUUAAGGAUGUGGCAUCUUUACAGCAUUAUGUUUGUCUGUGCUUCAGAAUGGGGCAAAGUUUGCAGUGAAGCAGCAUCCUUGUUGAAAGUGCUGUUAACUUUGGGAAAAGAAAUAAACAGACCUUGGGAUUGAGAUUUCUAUUGUCGUGCUUUUCAGAUAUUAUUUUCCUGAAUGAGAAGGGAACUUCCUUUAGAGGGUAGGUUUUAUAUGUGUGUUCUUAACUCCACCUGUGAAAAAUACCUGGCACUGGACACCAAGAGUAUCAAGACAGGGUACUAGCUGACAUGACACACUUAAUGGUUUCUAUUGGGGGCACUGUUUGGAAUACAAAAUUUAUGGAUAGCUUCCUAACAUUAGCUCAGUUAAUCUAUUUUUUCCCCUCUUUUCACAUCUCACUAUGAAAGGAAGAUUCUCUGUUAAAAGGAAGAUGGUGAAUUGCUAGUUGUCUGUCUGGAGGAUACAAAGCUAUUUGAGGUGGAUGAAGAAGACUUCUUUGAUAAUAAAUUAGAUGAGCUUCAGAAAGAAUUGCACUGUCAUUAUAACUUCAUCAAGUGAUGUCUUCCAGUGAUAUCACACACUGUUGAUUAUUGUGUUAUGGUUUAUUUACUGUAUCAUUUAUUCAUAAGGCUUUUUUGGCUGUGUCAAGGCCAUAGAAAUAAUACAUGUGGCACUUCUCUUUUCUCUUGAAGUUGUAUGAAAAGGAAAGGAAUUCCUCAUUGUGCAGCUCUCGAGGACAGCCCUGCUUGCUUAGCCACCAGCUGCUCUGGAAGAGUCCAUGGUUAUCUGUGUUCCAUAGCUACCAAAAAAUCUGCACUGAAGUACUCCAUAAAUUUGUGAACUUGGAUCAGGCAAAGUGAGUUUGACAUCUUUGAAGAAACAGACUACACUACAACCGAAUUUAGCGCCUUCAGGAGCUGUGGCCUAGGGUUUAUUGGUUGCAAUUU
Neopelma chrysocephalum (saffron-crested tyrant-manakin) is the source of this 10038-nucleotide messenger RNA. RefSeq names its product calcium responsive transcription factor (gene CARF). The record is from RefSeq and is a predicted model, not a curated record. Gene Ontology annotation, cellular component: nucleus. NCBI's taxonomy places the organism in Eukaryota, Metazoa, Chordata, Aves, Passeriformes, Pipridae. Gene Ontology annotation, biological process: regulation of transcription by RNA polymerase II. The transcript has 17 exons. Bases 317 to 2401 code for a protein of 694 amino acids. Gene Ontology annotation, molecular function: DNA-binding transcription factor activity, RNA polymerase II-specific; RNA polymerase II cis-regulatory region sequence-specific DNA binding.